AUGGCGGAACAAGUAAAUCAACGUAUUGAGGGAAUGAUAAAUGAAUUGGAGCAGAUGCGAAGAUUGAAUUUAUAUGAAGACGAUGAAAUAAAAGAAAUAUCCAGAAAAAGGAAAGAAUUUGAAUAUAGGAUACAGCGGAGAGUAAAAGCAAAAGAUGAUUUUGUCUAUUAUAUAGCUUACGAGCUAGCUUUAUUGGAAGAUAUUUCGUUAAGAAGGAACCAAGCCAAGAUGCUACAGAUCCACGGAGACAAGCCUAAAAUGUGGCAAUUGGCUAGCAAAUGGGAGAUAAAAGAACAGAAAAAUUUUGAAAAUGCUAGAGAAUUUUUGCUUAAAGGAAUUCAUAGGCAUCCAGAAUCUGAAAUUCUUUAUUAUGAUCUUUUUGAAGUAGAACUUAUGCUUGCUUUUCAAGCACAAGAUGAGGUAGAAAAGGAAAAAUACCUUAAAAGAGCUGAAGUUGUAUGGAAAAAUGGUGUUAAUAAUGUGCAGGAUCAUACAUUUCUUUUUAAAAUAUGUGACUUAUCAAUGAAGUUUGGUAUAGACCAAUCAUUCAGUAGUGGUAUUAAAGAAGAAAUUUGGUCUCGAAAACAUUGCAAAGAUGUAUGGGAGUAUAUUGCGGCUAAAGAACUAGAAGGUUAUCAUUGGGAGCAGGUUGAGGAGUUUAUUAAUGAAAGUUAUAAUUUUCCAAAAGAAAUAAACAAUUAUAUAUGUGUUUAUGAAGAAUUAUUGCAACAGUUUCCAGAUGAAGAAAUAUGCACAAAAUUUAUCCAUGGAUUACUAAGGUUAAAUGACACAUUAUGCACUGAUGUGCAAAUGAUAAAUGCUGUGAAACAUGCAUGGAUGUAUGGCCAUAACAAUGGUUUGCUGUCAAAUGAGAUGUAUGCUUUUGGCAUAGAUGUAAUAAAGUUAGAAAAUAAGCUGUCCACUGAAGACUUUAUGGAGAUUAUUGAGACGGCACUUGCUAAAAAUCCACAGGCAAGAAAUAUAUGGGAAGAAAAGCUAUUGUUAAAUAAAUCAGAUGAAAUGAAACAAAUAUCAAUCCUGCAGGAGGCUAGAAAGGUCUUAAAACCAAAUGACUCUUUGUAUUUAUGGAAUUUAGUUUUGGAUAAUUUCCAAACAAUUGAGGCAGUGAAUAAUUGCUACAAAAAGUUUCUAAAAUAUGAUGAUGCUGUCUUAUUAGCAAUUAAACCAAAGCUGCUUGAUAAAAUGUUUGAUAAAUGCGGUUUAAAAGCGGCUAGGGAGCUGUACGAAGAUUUCAUUAGAACUCCACCAACACAAGUUGAAGUUCACAUGGUCAUGAUAAAAAUAGAAAUGUGUCAAGACAAGCCCAAUUUAAAGAAAAUCAGAAAGUGUUUUGAGUGCUUAGUUCAGCAUCAUGGUGGUGAUAAUAUUAAAGUUUGGAGUGAUUACAUUAAUUUCGAAACCCAAAAUGGCAGUGCUCAACUUGCACCACCAAUUUAUAGAAGAGCAGUAGCUAUGUUGAAGAAGGAGCUAGUUGAUGAAUUUAUUAAAACUCAAUCACUUUCAAGAAUAAUU
This is a messenger RNA of Iphiclides podalirius (scarce swallowtail), 1533 nucleotides long. Lineage: Eukaryota; Metazoa; Arthropoda; Insecta; Lepidoptera; Papilionidae. The record is from the annotation of a GenBank genome assembly.